UCUUCAAAUCUACAUUCCCGAUUGUGAAUAUAUUUUUUUCAUUGUGGGACUUCAUUUACAGUUUAAACAUGUUUGGGAAGAAUAGACCGGAGAGUUACAUUUGCAUGAACAACUGAGCCAUGAAGAUACCACUUGCCCAAAUCAUGUUGGCCGUAUGGGCUAGCCAGAAGCCGGCUCAUGGAAAUGUGUCCUGCGACGCAGCCCAUAAUGGAAGUAGCAAAGACGACCAUGUGAAUUGUGAGUCGGGAAGAAACACAACAAGCAAUGAAGACUCAUCUUGGCUGGUGCCCAGCCUAGCUAUGUCCUUGGUGGCUUUGAGUAUGCUGGCAAUGGGUGGCAAUGCAGUUGUGGUACGAGAUUCAUGGAGGUCAUUCGUCCGCACACGUGCAGGAAAUGUCCCCCGACCCUGUGCUUCCCUGCUCAUGGCAAACCUGGCCCUGGCCGACUUUGGCUGUGGUCUGUUUGUCAUGCCUGCAUCACUGCACGCACUGAUCCACGGAGCCUGGGUGAUGGGAACACCUGUCUGCCUGUGCAUCUGUGCCCUGAACUACUGCUUCAUCAUCGUGGCGAUGGGAACACUAGGUAUCAUCUCGCUGGACCGCUGCUUAGCCGUGUGGCGAGCUGCCGACUAUCGGCAAUUACUGCCAUGGAAACGUGCGGCUCAGGCCUGUGGACUCACCUGGUUUUCAGGCAUAAUCUUUGGAUGUGUGCCAGCUGCCUGCAGAUGGGUCUGGUAUGACCGAGAAGAACUGAUCUGUACGAUUCGCUGGGAUCAGAAUUUCCGGAGUGUGAUAACAUACACACUGUCCGCUUUCUUCGUGUGUUUCUUCGGGCCCAUUUGCAUAAUAACAACCUCCUACAUUGUCAUGCUGGUAGCCUACCAUCGCAACGCUUUUAGAAAAAAUGACAACAACAAGACUUCUCGUCGAUUGGCCAAGAUGGCCCUGGUGAUGGUUGCAGCUUACCUCAUGUGCUACACACCAUUUGCUCUUACCAAGGUGCUGAAGGUGGCCAACGGCAGUCUGGAUGCUGUGCCUGCUUGGCUAUCAACCACGUCGUCUUUUGCCGCAUAUGUGAACUCAGCCAUCAACCCAAUUAUAUACAGGCUCCUGGGCAGGAGCAGAAGAGUGGCGAAGAAAGUGGAUGGAAACAAGACGACGCUUGUGUUCUGCGACAGCUUGUAA
This is a messenger RNA of Lethenteron reissneri (Far Eastern brook lamprey), 1184 nucleotides long. RefSeq names its product beta-1 adrenergic receptor-like. The record is from RefSeq and is a predicted model, not a curated record. Gene Ontology annotation, cellular component: membrane. NCBI's taxonomy places the organism in Eukaryota, Metazoa, Chordata, Hyperoartia, Petromyzontiformes, Petromyzontidae. Gene Ontology annotation, molecular function: G protein-coupled receptor activity. Gene Ontology annotation, biological process: G protein-coupled receptor signaling pathway.